CCCCCCCCCACAACUUCGCAUGCCUAGCAGAGCUAGUCGAGCUAUUUCGUGUUCAGAUUUUUAUAACCCUAAGACCCUGCAAGUUAAAAUCAGUUCUCUGCUUCCCACGUCCAUCCAUUCAUCCCAUGGCGGAGCACUUAGCUUCCAUCUUCGGCACCGAGAAGGACCGUGUCAACUGCCCUUUCUACUUCAAGAUCGGCGCUUGCCGCCACGGCGACCGCUGCUCCCGCCUCCAUAACCGUCCUACCAUCUCCCCCACCCUUUUGCUGUCCAACAUGUACCAGCGCCCCGACAUGAUCACCCCCGGAGUCGACCCCCAGGGCGAGCCCAUUGAUCCCCGCAAGAUUCAGGAGCAUUUCGAGGACUUCUACGAGGACAUUUUCGAGGAACUCGGCAAGUUCGGCGAGAUCGAGAGCCUCAACGUCUGCGACAACCUUGCCGACCACAUGAUCGGCAACGUCUACGUCCAGUUCAAGGAGGAGGACCAUGCUGCCGCCGCCCUCCAGGCUUUGCAGGGCCGCUUCUACUCCGGCCGCCCCAUCAUUGCCGACUUCUCCCCCGUCACCGACUUCCGCGAGGCCACCUGCCGCCAGUUCGAGGAGAACAGUUGCAACCGUGGCGGAUAUUGCAAUUUUAUGCACGUCAAGAUGAUUGGGAGGGACCUCAGGAGGAAGCUCUUUGGGAGGUAUCGUAGGUACCGGAGGAGCAGGAGUCGCAGUAGAAGUGCCAGUCCCCAUCCGCACCACCAUCACCGGAGGGAAAGGGACUACGAUAGGAGCCGUGGCGGUGAAAGGGAUUUUCGUGCAAGUGGUAGGAGGAGCGGAGGAGACCGGCACGCCAGGCAUGAGAGCGACAGCAGCGGAGGAAGGAGGAGACAUCCAACGAGUCCCAGGCGGAGCAAAAGUCCUGUGAGGGAAGGGAGCGAGGAGCGAAGAGCUAGGAUUGAGCAGUGGAACCGAGAGAGGGAGGAGAAUUAGGAGGCACGCUCAUCUGAUUAUUAGGUUGUUUUUCGCUGAUUUGAUGUUCCAUCCUUCUAUCCUUCUCUGGAGCUAGCUUUGCCUGUUUCUCUUGUUGUUUUGGUAUUCAUUAUAGGCUUGGAUGCUAUCCUUCCCGGUUGAUUAAUCUACUCUGAUCUUAUUUGUCAUUUUAUUUAUUUCCUUUUCCUUCGGAAGUGAGAUGGCAAUGAGUUUAGCCGAUAUAGGGUCUGACAUGCUUUUCUGUUUUUAAACUAGUAGUUGUAGUUGAUGCCUAGUCUUUUGCUUUGCAUUUCGUUAACAUGUGGAUUCUUGUGAUAUCACGUUGCCAUGUACCCAUAUCUCUUUCCAUUGCCUUUGCUUCGAGUCCUCUCUUUAGAAACAAAGCGCACUGUUGCUGUCACAUUCCUCAUCUUGCGUGUGGCUUCAUUUCAGUUCCUGUUUGGUUUUCAAUUAGAUCAUCUUAACUUAAUAUUGUAGGAUAGGUUAGAGUAAAUUUAAAUGCUUUAACUUUUGGCACUCUUGGGAAGGGUUUGAUAUUGGAAAUUUGCAUUCUGUGAUAAGUUCGUGCUAUAUUUGCUUGACUUUUGAGAUUGAGAUGAUUGCUUUAGGUCACUAAGCUUCACAUUUGAGGGUCAUUGUAGGGGAGGAUAAUAGAUUAUGAUGUUGCAAAAUGAAUUACAGAUGAAAUAUUGGGUGGCAUAAUAUCUAAGUGUUUAGCACUAUUUCAUAGGUAAGGUGUCAGAGUUCUACCUGUUUGUUAGACAAUUGAUGUUGAAAUCUUGGUUGCUUGUUGCUAAAUAUUGGCUUCUUGUGACUCAUGAUUGGUGGAAUUGCAACCUCUCUUUUCCAGGUUUCUAUGUCAUUAGUUUUGAUAACUGGAUAAUUAAGCUUGACAGUUGACAACAAUUUGGAAGGAUAAUUGAGUGAAAAUUAGAUGCUGAAAUUUGAAUGACAUCUUGUCUAUCACCUGAACUUACAUGAAGAAUGUUGUGAAAGUAUAGAUUAGUACUGCUUUAAUGUCGUAUGGAGCCACUUAAAAUGGGUUGUUUAGUCCUUCCGUUUCACCCAUUUUAAAUUUUCUUUAUCUUGCUCUUUUGGCUUGUGGACUUUGGAUCUAUUGCUGCUUUCUGAAGGGGGGAGGGGGAGAUUUAGACCUAGUAUUACUAUGAAAAGAGAGUCAUUUUUGCUGUCCUGGUGAUGAAGGUUUGAUACUUAUUUAUUUUGUUCCAUUUGAUAGUGCUUCUAAGUCUUUGUUGCUCUCUAUUCUUUCUAGUGCAUUCCAAAUUUGUAGAUGUGAUAAUUCGGAGACACCCCUCCAAAAAUACAUUUUCCUCACUUUGCCCCUUAAUGUUGAAUUUCAUCAAUUCCCACCUUGUGGUAUUUAAUUUUUCUUUAUCAAGUACAAUCAGCAUAGCUGGCCCAAUAUUUCUCUAAAUGUUUAAUUUGAGAUGGACAAAUGCUAUUGUGAAAAGACUAAUUAUCCCCAAAAAAGUGGGAUAAGCUGCAAGAAAGAAUCCAUAUUAUGUUCUCUUUUUUUUCCAGAAAUAACAUAAGAAUAAAACCCUAGAAAUUGGGUUUGGCCUACGUAGUCCUGUUCUUUUUUGUCUUUUUAUUUUUGGUUGUACAUUCUUUAGACUCUGGGGCAUUGUUAGGAAUGGAGUUGAGUUGGCUUCUUUUGGGGGGUAAAUUAGGCUUUUCAGGGUAACAUGUGCAUCUUACACUGGCAAUUUAGUGGGAAAUUGAGCAUGUUAUGCCGAAUGUACUUGAUCAGAAAAAACUCAAUACCAUAGGGGGUGGAUUGAUCCAUUACAGCAUUCAAGGGGGAUAGUAUGGAAAAGAUAUUUCUGGAGGGGAUUAAUUUGGAACCCUUUGAUCACAUUGUUGGCUUGUAAUGGCGUCGUUUUAUGUGUUCAGCGUGAUUGCUGAGAUGACGGAUCCAAACAAUGAAAAGCAGAUAUCUGAGAAUUGGUUGCCAAUUAUGUGUGUCAAAUUCUCAAUAUAGAAGCAUGUAUCACAGAAGCUGGGUUGAAGAAACAAGCCUCACAGAGACAUAUACCAUGGGUUAGUUGU
Messenger RNA from Coffea eugenioides, 3047 nucleotides. RefSeq names its product splicing factor U2af small subunit B-like. The transcript is spliced from 2 exons. Gene Ontology annotation, cellular component: spliceosomal complex; U2AF complex. The record is from RefSeq and is a predicted model, not a curated record. Gene Ontology annotation, biological process: mRNA splicing, via spliceosome. Gene Ontology annotation, molecular function: pre-mRNA 3'-splice site binding; metal ion binding. Lineage: Eukaryota; Viridiplantae; Streptophyta; Magnoliopsida; Gentianales; Rubiaceae. Bases 126 to 977 code for a protein of 283 amino acids.